AUUCCGCACGCUACUUCAAAGUGUUUCGGCAAUUAUAUACAUUCACAGUCAUGUGACGUUACAAAAUGGAGACAGACGGUUGAAGAAGUUCGGGAACGGUGUACAACUGAGGGACAAGUAAAAUGGAGAUUAUAAGUGUGCAAGUGUUAAUUUUAUUUGGUUUAUUUUUAUUAACUGUUAUAAUAGGACUUUUACCACUCAAGAUCGUUAGUUACAUCCGAAAACGGAGUGGCAGUAGUGUAGAUCUGCACAAACAGAUUGUGUACAAGCGAACGAUUAGUUUACUGAACUGUUUCGCUGCGGGCGUUUUUCUGGCCACAGUUGUGCUUGACCUAUUACCUGGAGUGCGGAGUAGUUUAACAACAGCAUUGAAGGCCCUGAAACUCGACACACAGUUUCCGAUUGCCGAGUUCGUUAUGAGCUUUGGUCUCUUUGUCAUUUUGGGAAUUGAACAAGUUGUUUUAACCUACAAAGAAAACCAAAUAAAAUACGAAGAAUCUGUAAAAACGCCUCUUUUGGCAAAUGCUAAUGAUAUACUUGAGAGACAGCAAAGUUUGACAGAGUCAGUCAGAAGUGAACAUUCAAUUUCUGGGAUAACUGAUAAACCCGUUCAGAAUUCUCGAGGAAGCUCCAGGUCACUGGAUAAUGGUGCAGCACUGUCAGAUGAUGAGGAACACAGUGAAUCACACGGACAUUCACAUGAAAUAGAAUUCCCACAUGAACACUCCAUGUUGAGAUCUUUGCUCUUGUUGCUGGCGCUAUCGUUACAUUCCUUGUUCGAGGGUUUAGCUGUGGGACUACAGGAAGAAACCGAUCAAGUCAUCCAGAUCUUUGCAGCCCUGGCUCUCCACAAAAGCAUUCUUAGUUUCAGUUUGGGAAUGAAUGUUGCUCAAAGUAAAAUGACAUUGAAAGGAGCAAUAAAGUCCGUCUUACUGUUCUCUAUUUCAGCUCCUAUUGGUGUGGGCAUUGGGAUCGGGAUCAUUCGAUUGUGGGAUUCAAAAGCUUCCAAUCUAGUUCAGGGAAUCUUACAGGGCAUUGCAUGUGGAACAUUUUUAUACAUUACAUUCUUUGAAGUCCUACCUCACGAAUUCAAUAAUUGUGACUCCAGGUUGUUAAAAGUAAUAUUUCUACUUCUUGGAUUUGCUGCAGUGACUGCCAUUGUUUACUUUCAUCAGUGACAACUAUACAUGUAGGCAAUACUGGUUCAAUAUUAUGGUUCAAUUAUCAUGAUGAAAAGAAUUCAAAAUACUUUUAAACAUUUAUUGAAAUGGACAACCCAAGUCAUGCAUUUUUUCCUCACAAUCACAAUGUACAUGUAUAAUCAUGAUAAGUAUGUGCAGUAUGGAUCAUGUGAUGUGAGAAUGAAAAUGCUAUACAGUGUAAUACUUAAUUGUGAGAAAAAAUGGGUCAGGGUAUUGAUGUGAAACAAUAAGCCUCUGUUCAGGCAUCACCAAGUUCACUUUUAUUCAUCACGAGAUCAAUAAAUCUGCUGCCUUAAUGGAGAUGGGGGGGAUCCUAAUUGAAGUUUUCUUUCUUUUUAUCCCUAUUACAUAAUAACAGAAUAAAGGAACAAAGUUUGAAAAAAGUAACAUUUAUAUUUUUGGGUCACUCCUGAUAAUCAAUUUCUCUGUAUGUUCAGUGCCUUAAAGGAUACAUUAGAGAUCAACACAAUAUUUUCAUCAUAUAUAUAUUUUACACAUAAUUAUUUAAUCCAUCAAAUAUUUUUCUUAGCAACUUUUUUUCCUUUAUGUACCAUAGUUUUAUUUCUGUCUAUGUAAGUCUUUAUUUGGUGAAUUGGGUCAGACAAAACCCAAAGCAUGAAGGGUAAACCCUGAUGCUUAUGUUUACUAGUUUCUGGUUUUUGUGUUUUUUUAAUGUAUACAUUUAUCCGUUAACCAUUCUAAAUGUGUACGUUUUUCUAUGAGUUUGAAAUGUAUACAUUUAUCUGUUAACCAUUCUAAAUGUUUACAUUUUUCCAUGAGUUUGAAAUUUAUUUACCAAUUCAUGACUUCCCACAAGCUUACUGUUUUUUGAUUGUUUUUAUUUGGGUUUUUAUAUGUUAGGCCAUUCGAAGUUUCUUCUAUGUUUAGCAUCCGCGUGCCCCUUGGUUUUUGACAGCCCAUGUCAGAAAAAACAAACAGAAUCAGGAGUCUGAAAAUUAAUUAUUCAGGUCAAAAUUUGUGAUUUCCGGCAAUAUCUCUAAAUAUUUAUAUAACAUUUCAUUAUUGGAAUAGUUUUAGUAUUUAAUAUUUUGAUUUUGCUGAAGAAAAUAACUUUCUCUAUGAAAAAUAGAUAAAUGAAAUCAUAUCUUUUGAAUUACGUCAUUCUUAUUACUAUGGAAUAUGGGUUUUAUUUUUUUUUGACUUGUGUGUUUUUUGCGAAUAGGUAGCUAGGUUUUCGAAAGAUGGGUGGACGCUAAGCAGAGAAAAAAACUUGGAAUGGCCUUAUUUAUAUAUCAUAUUAGAAAAAUGCUUUUUUUGUCAAUUGUACAUUUAGCAGUUGACAUAUGCCUUUACCUGUAAAAUGUACCUGUUAUCAGUGGUUAUUGAGGCAUUUAUUAUAAUAAUAUUCCACCCAUACUUGAUGCUGAACAGCUGAUGUUUUAGUCACAUGGGUUAUAAAAUGAUCUGUUAAAGGAUUUAUUUUUUAGGCAAUAAAUUAUUCUAUUUUACUUGUUAUGCAUGAAUACUAUAUACUGUUUUCACUUUAUGGUAAUAAAGUAUUAAAUUGUAA
Molecule: messenger RNA, 2733 nt
Organism: Saccostrea cuccullata (small rock oyster)
Lineage: Eukaryota; Metazoa; Mollusca; Bivalvia; Ostreida; Ostreidae
Product: zinc transporter ZIP1-like
Exons: 1
Coding region: 123-1178 (351 amino acids)
Biological process (GO): zinc ion transmembrane transport
Cellular component (GO): plasma membrane
Molecular function (GO): zinc ion transmembrane transporter activity
Source: RefSeq, a predicted model, not a curated record